AUGGCGGACAAAGACUCUGCUGGUUGUGGAUAUAUCGUCCUUGUGGCUUCUAGCAUCGUUUAUACCCUUCUGGGAAUAGCCGGAGUUAUUGCCGGGUCAAUCCUCAUCGCAGAAAACUACCAGUCAUCCAACAUUACCUCGUGGGGUGGAAACAGUACCUCGAACAGUUGGUGGAAUGAGCCCUACAACGAGCAGUGUUUAACUUACUACCUUUAA
This is a messenger RNA of Dibothriocephalus latus, 216 nucleotides long. Lineage: Eukaryota; Metazoa; Platyhelminthes; Cestoda; Diphyllobothriidea; Diphyllobothriidae. The record is from the annotation of a GenBank genome assembly.